UAUAACCCAGAGGCUAUGGUGUUACCUCCACUCCGCACUCCGCUGCUCCCAUCUGACCGGGUAAGAGACCUCGCGGUCAAUCUCCAGCUCUCCAGCUCCAUCACCGAGAGCCAGCGCAGGCGUGGUGAGUGGAACCGCAGGCAGGGGGCGGCAACAUGGCGGUGACAGCAACACAGACACGGAGACGCGCAUUUCAGAGAGCGGCACUCUCACAUACACACAGCUUUGUGUACACAGCACAGGUCAGUCAGAGCUCAGUUAACCGGCUGGCACCGGCAACACACCGGACUCUCUCACCGGAACUCUCGAGAGUGGAUUUUACUGACAGAGAGUGAUUUCUUAUUUGCUUUUUGUUGUUGUUUUCCGCGGCUUCGAGAGUGUUCUUCUCUUUCAUUUCUUUUUGAUGCUCCAGAGCAGUGACUGGAUUUAUCACAAGGAGAAAGCGUUUAACUAGCUCCUAAAGCCGCCCGGUUCGGGUGGAAAUGACAGGCGAGAGACCGGUGACAAUGCCGGGCUCGAUGUCGCUCUCGGACCGACAACCUCCUCCAGGUCACAGGCAGCACGCGGCUGCAGUCUCCGCUGCCACCGGUGAGACAAUGAUGAUGUCCGGCUCAGGCUCAGUGGUGCUCCCGGCUGGGAUUAUCAAUCCAUCGGUUCCAAUCCGGAAUAUCAAGAUGAAAUUUGCUGUUGUCAUCGGACUGAUCCAGGUUGGAGAGGUUAGCAACCGGGAUAUUGUUGAAACGGUGCUGAAUUUGUUGGUGGGCGGUGAGUUUGAUCUGGAGACAAACUUCAUUAUCCAAGAUGCAGAAAGCAUCGGCUGCAUGGUGGAGCUGUUGGGGCACUGUGACGUCACCUGCCAGGCUGAAAUCUGGAGCAUGUUCACAGCCAUCCUUCGAAAAAGUGUUCGCAAUCUGCAAACAAGCACUGAGGUUGGCCUCAUCCAGCAGGUGCUGCUCAAAAUGAGCUCAGUGGACGACAUGAUUGCAGAUUUGUUAGUGGACAUGUUAGGAGUGCUGGCCAGCUACAGCAUCACAGUGAAGGAACUGAAACUGCUCUUCAGCAUGCUACGAGGGGAAGGAGGCCUCUGGCCUAAGCAUGCGGUCAAAAUGUUGUCGGUGCUGAAUCAGAUGCCCCAGAGACACGGUCCAGAUGCCUUCUUCAACUUUCCUGGUCGCAGUGCAGCAGCAAUUGCUUUACCUCCUAUUGCCAAGUGGCCUUAUCAGAGCGGGUUUACAUUCAACACCUGGUUCAGGAUGGAUCCCCUGAAUAACAUCAACGUCGACAAGGACAAACCAUAUCUGUACUGCUUUCGGACCAGCAAGGGCAUUGGGUAUUCUGCACAUUUUGUUGGUAACUGCUUGAUCGUGACAUCACUCAAGUCGAAAGGAAAAGGUUUCCAGCACUGUGUGAAGUAUGAUUUCCAGCCCAGGAAGUGGUACAUGAUCAGUAUAGUUCACAUCUACAGCCGCUGGAGGAACAGUGAAAUCAGAUGUUAUGUUAAUGGACAGCUCGUUUCUUAUGGAGACAUGGCAUGGCACGUCAACACAAAUGAUAGUUAUGAUAAGUGCUUCCUUGGGUCUUCGGAGACAGCAGAUGCAAACAGAGUAUUCUGCGGACAGCUAGGAGCCGUCUACGUGUUCUGUGAAGCGCUCAAUCCCGCACAGAUAUUUGCAGUUCAUCAGCUAGGACCAGGCUAUAAGAGCACAUUUAAGUUCAAGUCAGAGAGUGAUAUCCACUUAGCAGAGCAUCACAAGCAGGUCUUGUAUGAUGGUAAGUUGGCCAGCGCCAUCGCCUUCACCUACAACGCCAAGGCCACUGAUGCCCAGCUCUGCCUGGAGUCCUCGCCUAAAGAAAAUGCUUCCAUCUUUGUGCACUCACCGCAUGCCCUUAUGCUACAGGAUGUAAAAGCCACAGUGACUCACUCCAUCCACAGUGCCAUCCAUUCCAUCGGUGGGAUCCAGGUGCUCUUUCCGCUCUUCGCUCAGCUGGACUACCAUCAGCUGAACGACAGCCAGGUGGAGCCCACUGUGUGUGCCACUCUCCUGGCCUUUCUGGUUGAGCUGCUCAAGAGCUCAGUGGCCAUGCAGGAGCAGAUGCUGGGAGGAAAGGGCUUCUUGGUGAUUGGAUACCUGCUAGAGAAGUCAUCACGUGUGCACAUCACCAGAGCUGUAUUAGAGCAAUUCCUCUCUUUUGCAAAGUAUCUGGAUGGUCUGACACAUGGGGCACCACUGCUGAAGCAGCUGUGUGACCACAUUCUGUUCAAUGCUGCCAUCUGGAUCCACACCCCUGCCAAGGUACAGCUCUCUCUGUACACAUACCUUUCUGCAGAGUUCAUUGGCACAUCAACCAUCUACAACACGAUCCGUCGAGUGGGCACAGUACUGCAGCUCAUGCAUACGCUUAAGUACUACCACUGGGCCGUCAACCCUGCAGACAGCAGCGGCAUCACUCCAAAGGGUCUCGAUGGUCCAAGGCCGACCCAGAAAGAAGUACUUUCUCUGCGGGCAUUCAUGCUUCUCUUCCUCAAGCAACUCAUCCUGAAGGACCGAGGUGUGAAAGAGGAUGAGCUGCAGAGCAUCCUGAACUAUUUGUUAACAAUGCAUGAGGAUGAGAAUCUGCAUGAUGUGUUGCAGUUGGUGGUAGCCCUCAUGUCUGAGCAUCCAGCCUCCAUGAUCCCUGCUUUUGACCAGAGAAAUGGAAUACGGGUAAUCUACAAGCUCAUGGCCUCUAAGAGUGAAAGCAUUCGAGUACAAUCCCUCAAAGUCCUUGGGUACUUCCUCAAGCAUCUUGGCCACAAGAGGAAGGUGGAGAUCAUGCACACACACAGCCUCUUUACUCUCCUGGGAGAGAGGCUCAUGCUGCACACCAACACUGUGACCGUGACGACCUACAACACUCUGUACGAGAUUCUGACGGAGCAGGUGUGCACACAGGUAGUUCACAAACCUCAUCCCGAACCCGACUCCACUGUCAAGAUUCAGAAUCCAAUGAUUCUCAAGGUGGUAGCCACCUUAUUGAAGAACUCUGCCCCAAGCACGGAGCUGAUGGAAGUUCGGCGGCUUUUCCUUUCAGACAUGAUCAAACUGUUUAGCAACAGCCGAGAGAACAGACGGUGUCUGCUUCAGUGCUCUGUAUGGCAGGACUGGAUGUUUUCUCUUGGCUACAUCAACCCUAAAAACUCUGAUGAGCAAAAGAUCACUGAGAUGGUGUACAACAUCUUUCGUAUUCUGCUCUACCAUGCCAUCAAGUAUGAGUGGGGUGGAUGGCGUGUGUGGGUGGACACACUCUCAAUAGCCCACUCUAAGGUGACAUAUGAGGCACAUAAAGAGUACUUGGCAAAGAUGUAUGAAGAGUACCAGCGUCAGGAGGAGGAGAAUAUUAAGAAAGGAAAGAAGGGUUUGGUCAGCACCAUCUCCGGUCUGUCUGCUCAGGCCCCUGGCAUUAAGGGUGUAAUUGAGAUCAGAGAAAUGGAUGAUAACUCCCAGACGCCUGAGAGUGAGAAAGACUAUGAGAGUGCAGACUCGCGCAACCUACUGGCUGAAGGGAAGGGACCUGAAGAGGGUCUGAGAGGAACAGAAGGUACAGUAGAUGGGGUCAGGGUCGAAGUUCAUGACCUUCUUGUGGACAUCAAGGCUGAAAAGGUGGAAGCUACAGAGGUUAAGCUGGAUGAUUUGGACUUGUCCUCUGAAUCUCUAGGAGUAUCUGAGAAUGGAGCACUGGUGGAGGUGGAUUCUCUGUUGGAUAAUGUUUAUUGUGCUGCUGUAGAAAAGCUCAACAGUAAUGUCAACAGUGUGUUGUUGCCAAAGGGCAGCAUGGAUGACCAAAAUGCACCCCCUCUCAUUACUCUAGAUGAUGAUAAGGACAGCAUCCCUGACAGCAACAACUUCCUUUUUGGCAAGGUGGCAGGCAGCAUGGAAGACAAACUACUGCCUGAUCUCAGUGCAUCUGAGCCUCUGGUGCUGCCCAGCCCAGAGCCCCCAGUCCACACUGGUGCCAGUGAUGAACUAGGCCUUCUUGCUCACAUGGCAGGCAGCUCUGAGCUUGGCUCCUUACCCAGUAUCCUGGGGAAGGGUGAGUUUGAACUACAAGCAGCCUUGGAGGGCGUCAGCUCUGUGGCUGGUGCCGAGGCUAAGGCCUCCUCCAAAAGUCCAGAGGUCACUGACAACACAGCUGCAGCGACAUGUGAAGGGGACCCCUCAGCUGUUGAGAACAGCAGUGCAGCAGAUGCAAAUAGCAACGCUUCUGACACUGAGAGAUCAGAUGAUAGCAAGGACAAGGAGAUGAAGAAGAUUCAGACGACAGCCACCACACAGAGUCUGCAUGGCCGCCUAGCCACUCAGAUGGAAAGGGACAUUCGUGUGGAUUUGGGCUUUAGGGGGACACCCAUGACAGAGGAACAGCGACGGCAGUUCAGUCCCGGCCCACGCACCACAAUGUUCCGCAUCCCAGAGUUCAAAUGGUCAGCCAUGCACCAGAGACUGCUCACUGACCUGCUGUUUGCACUGGAGAGUGACGUCCAUGUCUGGAGGAGCCACUCCACUAAAUCUGUCAUGGACUUUGUUAAUAGUAAUGAGAACAUUAUUUUUGUCCACAACACCAUCCACCUCAUCUCACAAAUGGUCGACAACAUUAUUAUUGCUUGUGGAGGGAUCUUGCCUCUUCUCUCAGCGGCCACCUCUCCUACUACGGAGUUGGAGAACAUUGAGGCAACGCAGGGCAUGUCUACAGAGACUGCCAUCACUUUCCUAUCCCGUCUCAUGGUUAUGGUGGAUGUGCUGGUGUUCUCGAGCUCUCUCAACUUCAGUGAGAUAGAGGCUGAGAAGAAUAUGUCAUCCGGUGGCCUGAUGCGCCAGUGCCUCAGACUUGUGUGUUGUGUGGCUGUUAGGAACUGUCUGGAGUGCAGGCAGAGACACAGAGACCGGGGAAAUAAGUCUUCGAUUCCCAACAACAGCAAGACUCAGGAAAUCCUGCAAAAUGCUCUGAGUUCCAACAAGACAGCCAUAGAGACUGUCCCUAGUAACCUGUCUCCCAUCAAGGACCCUGAUCGCCUUUUGCAGGAUGUGGAUAUCAAUCGACUGCGGGCUGUGGUGUUUCGUGAUGUGGAUGACAGUAAACAAGCCCAGUUCCUGGCUUUAGCUGUGGUGUACUUCAUCUCUGUCCUCAUGGUCUCCAAGUACCGCGACAUCCUGGAGCCCCAGCGUGAGACUGCCAGGAUAAACCAGUCAGGAUGCAGCAUGCGUCAGGAGAUCAACUCACCAACCAGCACAGAAACACCCCUAGCAUUUGACAAUGGUAAGGACCAUCCUGUGCCAUCAGACUUGCAUAUGGAGACCUCCCUUCCCCACACAGACUCUGGUAUUGGAGAGGAGCAGGUAGCCAGCAUCCUUAAUGGGUCUGAUCUGGACCACAGCGCAGGACUGCUCAUAUCUACACUGUCCUCAGAGGUGAAGAAGUCCCAGGAGAGUCUGUCUGAAUCACCCAGUGUGGAGGCACUAAAACCGCCCUCCUCUAUCAUCAGCAUUAGCCAGCCCAACAAGGGCAUCAAUGUGAAAGAGAUUCUGAAGAGCCUGGUGGCAGCUCCAGUGGAGGGCAUGGAGGCUGGGCUGGAGCCCCUGUCCUACCCAGAUCCUGCUGCCAGUGCCCAGGCCCAGGCCAUGCUGCCCAUGCAGUUUCACUCCUUUGACAGGAGUGUGGUGGUGCCUGUGAAGAAAACCUCCCCUGGCAGCCUUGCGGUUAACACAGUGGGAAGCAGCAGCAGCACCUCUGCUGGGCUGACAGCUGGCAGCACCCCUAACAUCUUUGCUGCUGCCUCUGCAACCCCCAAAAGCAUGAUCAACACCACAGGAGCAACUGAUGCAGCCCCCUCUACCUCAUCUUCCUCCAGUUUUGUCAACGGAGCUACCAGUAAGAAUCUGCCGGCCGUGCAGACGGUCGCCCCCAUGCCUGAAGACACAGAAGAAAACAUUAGCAUUACCACAAAGCUGGAGAGGGCCUUAGAGAAGGUGGCACCCCUGCUGAGAGAGAUCUUUGUGGACUUUGCACCCUUCCUGUCACGCACCCUAUUGGGCAGCCAUGGGCAGGAGCUGCUCAUAGAAGGUCUAGUUUGUAUGAAGUCAAGCACCUCAGUUGUGGAGCUCGUCAUGCUGCUUUGUUCUCAGGAAUGGCAGAACUCCAUUCAGAAGAAUGCUGGCCUGGCCUUUAUUGAGCUAAUCAACGAAGGAAGGUUACUCUGCCACGCCAUGAAGGACCACAUAGUUCGAGUUGCAAACGAGGCCGAGUUUAUCCUGAACAGACAGCGAGCAGAGGAUGUCCACAAACACGCAGAGUUUGAGUCCAACUGUGCCCAGUAUGCCGCUGACAGAAAGGAAGAAGAAAAGAUGUGUGACCACCUGAUCAGCGCUGCUAAACACAGGGACCAUGUGACAGCCAACCAGUUAAAGCAGAAAAUCGUCAACAUCCUCACCAACAAGCAUGGUGCCUGGGGGACACUGGCCCAGAGUCAGCUGCACGACUUCUGGCGGCUCGACUAUUGGGAAGAUGACCUGCGGCGGAGGCGGAGAUUUGUCAGGAACCCAUUUGGCUCCACCCACUUAGAUGUUACGUGCAAGUCCCUGCAGGAGUAUGGCACAGAGGAGGACGAGGUGGUCAAGUCUAAGAAAGUCUACCGCAGCCAAACUGUGGCCAGCCAGAACACUGAGACAGAGCUGAUGCUGGAGGGAGAUGAAGAUGCCGUCAGCCUGCUGCAGGAGAAGGAGAUGGACAACCUGGGUGGCCCAGUGGUCCUGAGCAGCCCGGCCCAGCUUGUUGCCCCCGUCCUGGUGGCCCGGGGGACUCUGUCCAUCACCAUCACCGAAAUCUACUUCGAGGUGGACGAGGACGACCCUGCCUUCAAAAGGGUCAACUCAAAGGUCUUAGCAUACACUGAGGGUUUACAUGGGAAGUGGAUGUUCAGCGAGAUUCGGGCAGUAUUUUCUAGACGCUACCUCCUGCAGAACACAGCCAUGGAGGUCUUUAUGGCCAAUAGAACAUCAGUCAUGUUCAACUUUCCUGACCAAGCCACAGUGAAGAAAGUGGUCUACAGUCUUCCUCGAGUGGGAGUGGGCACCAGCUAUGGGCUUCCACAAGCCAGGCGCAUCUCCCUGGCCACCCCUCGGCAGCUUUUCAAAUCCUCCAACAUGACCCAGCGCUGGCAGAGGAGAGAGAUCUCCAACUUUGAGUACCUCAUGUUUCUCAACACUAUCGCAGGGAGGACAUACAAUGACCUGAACCAGUACCCAGUCUUUCCCUGGGUCCUCACCAACUACGACUCAGAGGAGCUGGACCUGACCUUGCCAGGGAACUUCAGAGAUCUCUCAAAGCCUGUUGGUGCUCUGAAUCCAAAGCGUGCAGCAUUCUACGCUGAACGCUAUGAGACUUGGGAAGAUGACCAGACGUCACCAUGUCAUUACAACUCCCACUACUCCACAGCUGCCUCCACUCUGCACUGGCUUGUCAGAAUAGAGCCCUUCACCACGUUCCUUCUUAGUGCCAAUAACAACAAAUUCGACCACCCUGACCGCACCUUUUCAGCCAUUGCCCGCUCUUGGAGAAACUGUCAGAGGGACACCUCCGAUGUAAAGGAGCUGAUUCCUGAGUUCUACUACCUCCCAGAGAUGUUUGUUAACAGCAACGAUUACCAUCUGGGAAUGAGAGAGGACAGGACCAUGGUUUGUGAUGUGGACUUGCCAGCCUGGGCCAAGAAGCCUGAAGACCUUGUUAGGAUCAACAGGAUGGCCCUGGAAAGCGAGUUUGUGUCAUGUCAGCUGCAUCAGUGGAUUGACCUUAUUUUCGGCUACAAGCAGCGAGGCCCCGAGGCGGUGCGCGCCCUCAACGUCUUUCACUACCUGACUUACGAGGGCUCCGUCAAGCUGGACAGUAUCACUGACCCUUCGCUCAGAGAGGCCACAGAGGCACAGAUCCAGAGCUUUGGACAGACGCCAUCUCAGUUGCUUAUUGAGCCACAUCCUCCACGCAGCUCCGCCAUGCACCUGUGUUUCCUUCCACAGAGUCCUCUCAUGUUCAAGGAUCAGAUGCAGCAGGAUGUCAUCAUGGUGUUGAAGUUUCCAUCCAAUUCACCGGUAACACAUGUGGCCGCCAACACCCUGCCCCAUCUUACCAUACCUGCUGUGGUCACCGUCACCUGCAGCCGCGUAUUUGCCGUCAACCGAUGGCACAACACUGUUGGUCUCCGAGGAGCACCAGGCUACUCUCUUGAGCAGGCCCAUCACCUGCCUAUUGAGAUGGAUUCUCUGGUUGCCAACAAUACUGGUAGCAACAAGCGUCAGAUCACAGACCUAGUGGACCAGAGCAUCCAAAUCACCACGCACUGUUUCGUGGUGACAGCUGACAACCGCUACAUACUGGUGUGUGGCUUCUGGGACAAGAGCUUUCGUGUGUACUCCUCCGAGACAGGCAAGCUGACCCAGAUAGUUUUUGGCCACUGGGAUGUGGUGACAUGUCUGGCCAGAUCAGAGUCUUACAUUGGAGGGGACUGCUACAUCGUCUCUGGGUCCAGGGAUGCUACACUUCUGCUGUGGUAUUGGAGUGGACGACACCAUAUUAUCGGCGACAACCCCAAUAACAGUGACUACCCAGCACCACGAGCCGUUUUGACGGGUCAUGAUCAGGAAGUUGUGUGUGUGUCAGUCUGUGCUGAGCUGGGACUGGUCAUCAGCGGAGCCAAAGAGGGUCCAUGUCUGGUCCACACCAUCACAGGCGACCUGCUGCGGGCUCUGGAGGGGCCAGACCACUAUCAGUGCCCACGGCUCAUCUCAGUGUCCAGUGAGGGCCACUGCAUUAUCUACUACGAGAGGGGCCGCUUCUGCAACUUCAGCAUUAAUGGAAAACUGUUGGCACAGAUGGAGGUCAAUGAUUCCAGCAGGGCCAUUCUCCUGAGCAGUGAUGGCCACAACCUGGUCACAGGUGGAGAUAAUGGUGUGGUGGAGGUGUGGCAGGCCUGCGACUUCAAACAGCUCUACGUCUACCCUGGCUGUGAUGCUGGCAUCCGAGCAAUGGACCUGUCACACGAUCAAAGGACUUUGAUCACGGGCAUGGCCUCUGGCAGUAUUGUGGCAUUUAACAUCGAUUUCAACCGGUGGCACUACGAACAUCAAAACAGGUACUGAGGAGAGACAGAUCAACGUAGCAGGAGGCAAGUGUGCAGGGUUAGGAGAAACACCUACCAACCAGUGACCCAGCUGUGCUGUAGAAGAUCCGCAGGGCAUGGAGUAGAUCCAGUGGGCUGGAGAACAUCAGCAUGGUGACACUAAUAAAGAAUGAGGUGUGCUUACAUGUGUUCAUCUGGACUCUAAGGCAAACAUGUUGCUAUGUGUGCGCUGCUGAACAAUGAAUGCAUUUUCUGUCGGUUUUUUUAAGUCUUACCCAAGCACCAGCUGAUGCAUUCCCCGACUGAGUCAAGCAGGUCUGUUGUUCUGGGCAAGGACAGACUGAGAUCAACUUAUGUUAAAACAAUUCUACGGUUAAUAAAACAUACUUAAUGUUAGAUUUUGAGUUCCUGUUUCAAACUGUGAAAAUGCAAAACAAAACUGAAUCCUCUGUUGGGAACAUUUAUACAACAUUUGUAUGGCAGAUACAUAUCUCACUUGGAACACUUUUCUAGAAAAAGUUAAGCUGUACUGUAAAUAUGGACAAUGUAAAGUGUUUCUUCCCUGUAAAGGCUGAGAUUAAAGAUCUAAAUGCUGUUAGACUAGCCACCAUGUUACCAACAUUUCCAUCAUGCAAGCCAUGUAUAAAUGUUCAAAAUGUCUUCAUUGGACUUCAGAUAUUAGUUGGUUAGUAAUACAUGUAUACAACCAUUGUUUGCUCAUUGUUAUUGACAGUGGUCAAAUGUAUGUGUAUGUGAAAAGACAAAAUGUUCAUUGUUAAUUUGUUGUGUUUAAUUGUCUAUCUGGAAGAAAAGUGAAAUUCAGUGUGAGCUUAGUCCUUCGUGAAAAUAUUUGUUUUUGAUCAUGAUGUCAGCAGAAAGGAUAAUAAAUUGUGAUAUUUCCAUAUUUACUUUAAAUUGACAACUAUUUUGUUUAUUAAAAGCAACGAAUUAAAAUUAUUUAUUUUAAGAUCUUAAAAUAAUUCAAGUGGGGCAUUUGAAACAACAACAACGGUUAUCGAUUUUAUUUGUUUUUAUGGUUUUGACUUCUUUCAUCAACAUAUCCAAAGGAUUAGAUGCCAGAUUUGUUGGGUAGUAUCUCAUGACUGUUAAGGUGUUCCUGGUAAAGGCGUAAGACAUAACAGACUUGUGCAUCUCAGUUUUUCAGUUUGCAUACCCUUGCAAAUAUGUUUGCUUGUCCAUUUUAAAUCUGUGUAUUCAUGAACACCAGUCCAAGCUGCAACACUAUCCACUGGUAAGCAAUAUUAUGACUUGGUCACUGAAAAAGUCGAACACAGCUGUGUGACAAAAAAAAAAAUAUAUAAUGUCAACCAAGAUAGCGCUCCAAAAAUGACUGUAGUCUAUUUUUGGUUAUAUGAGAGCUAUAGUGCCCGCAUUUAAUUGCAGAAAAUGAGAUGUCUGUUGCUGUGAGCUGACAAUUUAAAAUGAACAAAAAUAUGCAAAUAGAUUGAGGUUGCAUUCUGAUUUUCUGGUGGUGCUACAAGACACUACCCUACCCAAAGCUAAUGUUUCGCAUGCUAAGAGCUACUGAGGGCGUUAGGUUUACUUUGCUUUCCUGUGAAAUCACUUUAAUUAUUGUGAAUUUAAAUUUGACACAAAAAAAAAAUUGUUAAUAGGUCAGAAUUAAGCAGUGCAUUUUGAUUUCAUGCAAUAUAUUUGAAGAUAUGUUAUGAUUUAUAUAUUUUAGUUAUAUCGCCAGUUGUUUCUGCAUACAUUUUGGGAAGAGGCAGGAUAUGUUUGGAAGGUUAUGUGAUUAUAUUAAAAUUAAUAACUGUAAAU
This is a messenger RNA of Epinephelus fuscoguttatus (brown-marbled grouper), 10942 nucleotides long. It is a transcript of the gene nbeab, whose product is annotated as neurobeachin b. Gene Ontology annotation, molecular function: protein kinase binding. The transcript is spliced from 56 exons. Gene Ontology annotation, cellular component: cytosol; membrane. The coding region runs from base 483 to 9164 and encodes 2893 amino acids. NCBI's taxonomy places the organism in Eukaryota, Metazoa, Chordata, Actinopteri, Perciformes, Serranidae. Gene Ontology annotation, biological process: intracellular protein localization. The record is from RefSeq and is a predicted model, not a curated record.